Messenger RNA from Miscanthus lutarioriparius, 3174 nucleotides. NCBI's taxonomy places the organism in Eukaryota, Viridiplantae, Streptophyta, Magnoliopsida, Poales, Poaceae. The record is from the annotation of a GenBank genome assembly.
AUGGCCUCGGCGAACGACGAAGACCGCGCGGCGGCGGGCAUCCUGCGGCUGCUGAUGGGGCUGGCGGCGACGGCGCCCACCUCGGCAUUGCAGCGGGUCGGCGGCGGUAGCGGGGGGCCCGGCCUGGUGGUGGUCCAGCACGUCAUCCUCGACGGCGACGGGGAUCUGUUCUCGGGCGGGGUCGGCGGCGGCGUGCCGCCGGCGUCGAAGGCCGCGAUCGCCGCGCUGAAGGAGGUGAAGGCCGGGGAGAUCGAGGGCGGGGGCGAGCUCGGCGAGUGCACCAUCUGCCUGGACGGGGUGGAGGACGCCGGCAAGGAGAUGCCAUGCGGGCACCGCUUCCACGGGGGCUGCCUGGAGCGGUGGCUCGGCGUGCACGGCAACUGCCCCGUGUGCCGCCGCGAGCUGCCGCCGGCCAAGGAGGAGGACAACGCCGCGGCGGCGGCGGAGGGCGGCGGCGAGGAGAGGCGGAGGCCCAGGGCAGCGGUCGUGGUCAGCUACCUCGUGCUCGGAGGCGAGCGAGGGGAGGCGCAGGCGCAGCAGGAGCCGGAGAGGGAGGAGCCGUGGAACAUUAGGAUAGAGGACUGUCAACAAUGGCCGCUCCUCGGCGCCGCCCCCGUGCCAUGGCCGCUCCUCGACGCCCGCCGCCGCGCCGUCACCAACUCUGCCGCGUCGUCACUGCCAUCUGCACCCCCUGCUGCCACCACCGCGUCGUCGCCGCCCUCCCCGCCGCCUGAGCGUUCCACACCGGCGCCGCAUGCACCCUCUCCAGGCCCACUGCCAUGUCUAACCGCUUUGGAGCUAAUGGAGAAAAAUGUAGUUGCUGUGAUUGGCCCACAGUCCUCUGGGAUAGGCCAUGUCAUCUCUCAAGUUGUCAAUGAGUUACAUGUUCCUCUUCUAUCAUUUGCGGCAACGGAUCCAGCUCUUUCUGCAUCAGAGUAUCCUUACUUAAGGACAACCACAAGCGACUACUUCCAAAUGAAUGCCGUUGCUAGCAUUGUUGAUUACUAUCAGUGGAAAAGGGUGACUGCUAUAUAUGUCGACGACGAUUAUGGGCGAGGUGGCGUCUCGGCUCUCGGCGAUGCGCUUGCAUUGAAGAGGGCACAGAUUUCAUAUAAAGCGGCUAUUCCUCCAAAUUCAAACACAGAUGUGAUCCGUGAUGUACUGUUUAGAGCAAACAUGAUGGAAUCAAGGGUCAUGGUUGUGCAUGUCAAUCCUGACACAGGUUUGAGGGUAUUUUCUGCAGCUAAGAAGCUCCAGAUGAUGGCCAGUGGCUAUGUCUGGAUGGUAACUGAUUGGCUAGCUGCUGUCCUCGAUUCCUCCCCCGCAUCUAGAGAUCCUAAAUACAUAAUUUGGGCCGUUGCUCGCUCUGUCGACCAAUUUCUCAAUGCUGGGCAACAGAUCAACUUCUCAACAGAUCCAAGGCUGCAUGAUGCAAACGGCACCACUUUGCGUCUGUCAACUCUCAAGAUAUUGGAUGGUGGUGACCAGAUGCUGCAGCAACUUCUCCUCACAAACUUCACAGGUCUAACAGGUCCAGUCCGAUUUGAUUCAGGCGGCAAUUUGGUACGCCCAGCUUAUGAUAUCCUCAAUGUUGGCCGUUCCGGCGCCAGCUUAGUCGGCUAUUGGUCCAACUAUUCAGGCCUUUCUGUGGCUGCUCCUGAAAUUUUGUAUCAGAUGCCAUCAAAUGCAUCCAGUGCCUAUCAGCUGAAGAAUGUGGUAUGGCCUGGUGAUUCAACUGAUAUACCUAGGGGCUGGGUGUUUCCAAACAAUGGCCAGCCUCUCAGAGUUGGGGUCCCAGUUAAACCAAGCUUCAAGACAUUGGUGUCAGGCAGUAGCCCUGAUACUGUGAGGGGUUACUGCAUUGAUGUUGUCAAGUCAGCAAUUAAACUGCUCCCUUACCCAGUUCCUUACCGGUUUGUACCUAUUGGGGAUGGCACAAAGAACCCUAGUUACGUCGGCAUUGUUGGGAUGGUUGCUUCCAAUACACUUGAUGCAGCUGUAGGCUACUUUGCGAUAGUGAGAAAUGGAACACGGCUUGCAGAGUACACACAGCCUUACAUUGAUUCAGGGCUUGUGAUAGUGGCGCCGGUGAAACAUGUAAGCUCAAGCGCCUGGGCUUUCCUUAAACCUUUCACAUGGGAGGUGUGGUUUGUCACAGGCGCUCUUUUCAUUUUGGUGGGAAUUGUGGUGUGGCUACUCGAACAUCGGACUAAUGAGGAAUUUCGAGGGCCUCCACGUAAUCAAAUCAUAACAAUAUUCUGGUUCAGCUUCUCAACAAUGUUCUUCUCACACAGGCAGAACACCGGAACCGCGCUCGGGCGUUUCGUGCUGAUCAUAUGGAUGUUCGUCGUGUUGAUCAUCACUUCAAGCUACACUGCCAGCUUGGCGUCAAUCCUGACGGUCCAACAGCUCACGACAGGAAUUACAGGACUUGACAGUCUCAUAUCAAGCUCUUUACCUAUUGGAUACCAGACCGGAAAAUUCACCAAGAAAUACCUGAUGAUAAACCUCAACGUUCCAGAGUCUCGAUUGGUGCAACUGAACACGAUCCAGGAAUACGCUGAUGCCCUUACCCGUGGACCAAAAAAUGGCGGUGUUGCUGCGAUUAUCGACGAGAAGCCGUAUAUCGAUAUCUUCCUGUCACACUACUGCAACUUCAAGAUUGUGGGACAGCAGUUCACAAGGGAAGGAUGGGGAUUUGCAUUCCAGAAAGACUCCCCCCUUGCUGCAGAUAUGUCAACCGCCAUCCUUCAGCUUUCAGAGAGUGGCAAGCUUCAGAGCAUCCAUGACGAGUGGUUCACAAAGCCGAGCUGCGCCACCGACGAUGAGAGCAAUCUGGGAGCAACCAGGCUUGGCCUCGGAAGCUUCUGGGGCCUUUUCCUCAUCUGUGCCCUGAUCUGUCUCUUAGCUCUGGUGAUGUUCUUCAUUCAAGUCUGCUGGCAGUACAAGCAGUACUCCAAUUCUGAAGAUGUUGACGAGCCCAAUGCAGCUGGCGCUGAUGGUGCUGGCAAAAGACAGCGGAGGCUGUCAGGCCUUGGCAGCUGCAAAGAGAUCGUAAAGUUUGUCGAUAUGAAGGAGGAGGAAAUCAUGAAGAAGUUGAUGAAACGACGGUCAGGCGAGAAAGAUAACCAUGCUGCAGGAUUGUCAGAUGCUCAAUCGGUGGCUUCAGCAUAG